Messenger RNA from Zophobas morio, 3345 nucleotides. RefSeq names its product bone morphogenetic protein 10-like. Lineage: Eukaryota; Metazoa; Arthropoda; Insecta; Coleoptera; Tenebrionidae. The record is from RefSeq and is a predicted model, not a curated record. Gene Ontology annotation, molecular function: growth factor activity; cytokine activity. Gene Ontology annotation, cellular component: extracellular region.
UGUUAUAUUUUAUAGGGCGGUUCUGGAAAAACGGUAUGAGUUUUCGAAGAAAUGAAGUCAAAAUUAACUUCUCGAGAUAAAAAUCUACAAACAAUGUAUUUCGCUAAUUUUUGAAGGUGGUCGGAAAAAGGUCAAAAUUUUGUUGACUGAAAAUGAAAAUUUGUGAAAAAAAUACCAAAAGGACUACAAAAAUCCCUGGAAAUAGAUUUCGAGGUACCGGUCUGAGAAAUACUAGUGGUCUGGAAGAACUCUUUGGAAUUCAAUUCUUAAAAAAUUACCAGAUAUUGCCAUAUUUAAUUGGUUGUUUCCGGAAAAAACGGUAGGAGAUUUCGACGUGAUGAAGCUAAAAGUCACUUCCCCAGGUCGAAAUCUAAAAAGAAAUCUCCUUAGGUUAGUUUUGAAAGUGGUCGAAAAGUGUCAAAAUUUUCAUAAAGGGGGAGUAUUAAAGCAUUAAGCUUUUGAAAAAAGUUCGUCAGUAUUGUGUUUUUUUUUUAAUUAAAAGAAUCUCGGUACCCUUGGUAUUUUAUUUUAGAAAGAAUUUGAAAAAAUAUUCCACACUUUUGAUGUUUUCAUUUUGAAGGAACUGAAAAAUCCCCUAAAAUCCCUAGUAUUUUGUUCUUGAAAUCAAUUUAAAUUGUGCGCUUUUUUUAAGAGUUUAGUAAAAGAAACUUGGGGCUCCCGGUGUUUUCAUUUUGAAACAAUUCCUAUUUUUCUUAGAAAAAGAAAGUUGGAAUUUUUGGUGAGUUUUUUUACGCUCGAAAUUUUCACGAGGGGGAAGUAUUGAAAAACUGAGCUUUUGAAAAAGUUGUCAGAAAAUUAAUAAAAAAAUCUGGGACAUAUUUAAACUUGACGUGCUGAUCAAAAAAAUAUAACGUGUUUAUAAUCCCGGAGCAUGAUUAUACAUAGAAACAUUCGGGUUGAAAUAAUGUUUUCGAGCUUUUGAAAAAGUUGUUUACUAAUCCAAAAAACUUCUGCAAUUCGACCUAUUAAUUCCAAAAAUACAGCAUUUUUAUGGUCAAGAUUUUAGAAAAUUUCGAUUUUUUUAAUACGUAUUAUAAAUAACCAGAUUUCAUUGACGGUUCUGGAAAAAUGGUAGGAGUUUCGAAAAAUUGGCCUCAAGUAACUUCUGAAGGUCGAAAUCUACAAGAAAAUCUCUUUGGGUAUUUUUUGAAGCUGGUUGAUAGAAGGUCAAAAAUUUUCGUUGAAAAAUUGAGCUUUUGAAAAAGUUGCCUAAAAUUGCAAAACAUUUUGGAAUAUAGAUCUGUAUGUACUGAUUCUAGUAAUAUAGUGUGCUUAAUGCGAAAUUUUUUAAAUAUUCGGUUUGAAAUUCAAUUUUUUAGAAAGAUUGUAAACAUAUAAAUUCACUGAGCAGUUCUGGAAGAGGAAGAUUUAAAAGAAGUGAGGCCGAAAGCAACUUCUGGACGAUUAAAUCUAAAAAAGAAGAAAUACGUAGGUAAUUUUCUAAGUUGGUCGAAAAAAUAAAUCGGUUAAUAAAUUAAUAAUUUCUUUUUUGUUUCCUAAUUCAUUGGGCGAUUCUGGAAAAAUUUAAAGAAUUUAAAAAAGAAUGAAAUCGGUACUUCUCGAAGUCGAAAUCUAUAAAAAAAGUCUCCUUGGGCUCAAAAGUAACUUUUCGAGUCGAAAUUGACCAAAAAAAUUCGUUCGGUAAUUUUUGAAGUGGUCGGAAAAAGGUAAAAAUUUUGAUGUUUGAAAUUGAAUUGAUUGAAAAAUUGAAUUUCUGGAAAAGAUACUAGAACAAUUCUUUUAGAUAGAUUUCGGUGUACCGUUCCGAUAAAUGUUGUUCGGUUUGAAAUUACAUUCAAAAAUUCUUAAAUAUUGCCAUUAAUAAUUGGUUGCUUCUGGACAAAACGGUAGGAGUGUUCGACAUAAUGAAGCUGGAAGUCAGUUCCCGAGAUCGAACUCUAAAAAAAAUCUCCUUAGGUAUAAUUCUUUGAUAAGAACCAACAAGCUCGAUAAACACCUAAAUGGAUCUCAAGUGUUUUCAUGGACGCCGUCGUCUCGGCGCUCACAAUACUCAGUUUCAAAAUAAUCGCGUAUUAAACAACAUCGCACAAUGCAAGUCCUCCAUUUCACCCUAGUCCCUUUAUUCGUCCUCUCCUGGAUCUGCCUCCUCAUCCUAAUCAGAAACAACCUACCCCACACCUCAAUCCAACUCAACAUCAACGCAAACCGAAACACAAUCUCCAACUACAACUUCCAAACCACCCCCAAACACAACGAACAAAAAAACAAAAUCAAGAAAUACCACGUCCCGAAGUUCAUGCUGGAGUUGUACGAGAGGAACAAAAUGAAAAAGGACAACCGGACAUUGCCUGAUGUUGUGCGCAGUUUAAUCCCGAAACAUGCAGGUCCGAUACGCGAGAACGAAGUGGUGAAAGAGUCGGACAACCACCUUCUAGUUUUCGAUUUACCGAACUCCGAUGAAGAAGAGGAGUUCGUGGGGGCGGAGCUGCGAAUUUUGACUUUGGUCGAAAUUAAAUCUGAUGUCAUUUCCGGAGUUGAAAGGCAGCUGAAAGUGUCGAUUUAUGAUGACGCAACCAAGACGUUUUAUAGUUUGGAGGAGGUGCGCAUUUAUCACUUGAAUAACACUUGGUUGUCGUUUAACGUGACGAAACCUGUGGUUGAGGUUUUGAGGAAAAGUGGCAGGGAGAAGUACUUGAAGAUAGUGAUUUCGGUGAGUGCGUUUUUGCCGUACUACGAGAACCCGGGGGGUGAUUUUAGGUUGUCUUUGAUGCCCGUGAGGGACGAUUUUGACCACGACUAUCCCAUUCUGCUCUUGUCAUACUCGUCUAGUCGAAGGAAUAGUAGUGGGGAAAGUGGUACCAGAACGAAACGAAGUAUUGAAGAAGAUUACGAAGAAGAGACCAAUAGAGUGUGGGACGACGAUAAUGCUAAGAAAACUCAAGUGAAGAAAAUCAGGAGGAACACCUGUCGCAGAAAACCUCUCUACAUAGAUUUUACCGAGAUAAAUUUCGACAUGUGGAUCGUUCAGCCCCGUGGAUACGAAGUACGCACUUGGGUUGUUAAAAUGUUUGGGUUAUGUUGCUUUCAGGCGUACCAAUGCCAAGGCAAGUGUUUUUAUCCAGUGGCUGAACAUCUCAACCCCACGAAACACGCUAUCGUUCAAGCUCUUCUCCACAGCGUCUCGCCUUCCAAGGUUUCGAGGUCCUGCUGCGUCCCAACAAACCUAGAUUCUAUAUCUAUCCUCUAUGUUGACAACAACGGCGUUCUCACCUAUCGGUACGCUUACAAGGAUAUGGUAGUUCUAGAAUGUGGUUGUAGAUAAUCUAGUUGUUUGCUAAUAAAUUUUGUCACAGAUGUUGUUCU